AUGGAAAGUAUUUAUAUUAUUCUUCUUUUUUUACUUCAUUUAAUAUGUUUCAUAAAUACAACAAAUGAUUUAAUCUAAGACCUUUUAGACAUAGAGGAUCAAAAAUGUUACGCAGUAGCAUUAGAUGCAGGUUCAUCGGGAACAAGAGCAAACAUUUAUAAUAUCGAUUGCUUUAAGCAAUACUAUGUCCCAAAUUUAGAUUACAGAAGUUCUGAAGUCUAAAAAUAAAAGGAAUUUCCUCGUUUAGCCCAAUUUCAAACAAAAGUAAAUUUAUUAAAAGUAGAUUUAUUUAUGCCAAUAUUCAAUUACUUAAACUCAAUUAUAGAAAGCCCUAAAACAAGAAAAAGAACUCCUAUAAUGCUAGGAGCAACCGCAGGGAUGAGAUUAUUAACACCAAAUCAACAAUAAUAUAUAAUAAAUGAAUCAAUAACUAUAUUGAGUUAAUCUGAAUAUUAUUUUCCAAAUGACCCAAAAGAAUAAAAAAAAUGGUGCCAAAUAAUUACAGGACCUUAAGAAGGUGCUUAUUUGUGGUUAAAUAUGAAUUAUUUAUUGGGAAAUUUAAAUAUGGAAAAUUUAAAUAAAUAAAAUACAGUUACUACUAUUGAUAUUGGUGGUGCUUCUUCUCAAGUAGCAUUUGUUCCUAUAGAAAAUAGAGUUGAGAAAAAUAACUAGAAUAUGGAUAUGGAUAUUAUUUUGGAGAAAAUGGAUUAUAAAAAAUUACGUAGUUAUACUUUUUUGGGUUUUGGAGUAAAUUAAGCAAGAUAUAAUAUUAUUAAGUCUGUUAUUAGUAAUAGUGAAAAUAUUAAUUUGGUUUAAAAUAAAAAAAAUAAUGAAAAAAUUAAUGUUUAUUUCCCUUGUGCUAAUAAUGGAUAAAAAAUCAAACUUCCAGAAAACCAUUAAAUAUAUGCAGUAAGUAAUGCUAGUGAUUCUGCUAAAUUCCUUAAAUUUAAAAGAGAAUUUAAAAUGUAAGAUUAUUAUGAAAAGCUAGAGUAUUUAUAUUAGAUGAAUUGGUAGUAAGUUAAUUUGUAAUUUUGGGGCGAUAAAAAUUUAUAUGAAAAAGUUUUUAACGCAGCUUAUGUUUAUACUUUGCUAUAAGAAGUUUAUAAUCUUAAAUAUGAUUAAAUUGUAAAUGUACCAGAUAGAGUUGAUACUAUAUAUCCUGGAUGGGACCUUUCUUAUCUUAUGAUAAGAAUAGGAAAUAAGAAUAGUUAACAUGACAAAAAUUAUCAUAUUUAAGAUCCUUAUGAAAAUUGA
Ichthyophthirius multifiliis is the source of this 1254-nucleotide messenger RNA. RefSeq names its product nucleoside phosphatase family protein, putative. Lineage: Eukaryota; Ciliophora; Oligohymenophorea; Hymenostomatida. The transcript is spliced from 2 exons. Gene Ontology annotation, molecular function: nucleoside diphosphate phosphatase activity. Gene Ontology annotation, biological process: nucleoside diphosphate catabolic process. The record is from RefSeq and is a predicted model, not a curated record. Gene Ontology annotation, cellular component: membrane.